UCGAAAGAUACAUACUAUAUUACCACUAUCACAUAUUUUUUCGAAAAGCGAUUUGGUUGUGUUGUUAGUCGUUUUGUGUGAAAUUAAACAGGUUUAUAUACAUUUUAUAUUGGAACAGUAUUUUUCUUUGAUUAUAUACCUAUCACUAUGAUACGUUACGUGAUUGCCUUGUUUUUGAUAAAUACGUAUUCGCAAAUCUCAGGAGCUCCUGCAGAUCAGCUACCGACUGUAUCUAAUAGAAUAACGCUUCUAUUUAAUGACCUAGCUAAAAACUGUGCUCAUCCUUUCAUAAAGUCUCAAAUAGAAAACGUACUUCCUUAUUGUUCUGCAGUUGGUAUAGACGUAGACCAAAAAAGACUAUUUCAGUGCAUAUCUUUUUAUGAUAUAAACAACCAACUUUGCUCUGCUGUCAACAAUUCAUUCGAAGAUUUUUCUGCUCAAGUAAAAAAUGUGGUAAAAGUAGAGGAUUUGUGUGACUCAGCUAAAGAAUGGAAAUUCACUCAGAAUAAUAUAAACGUAGAUUUAACGAAAGUUUUUCAUGACAUUGUAAUGUGUGAAAAGUUUUGUGUAGUUGAGGAUCUCUUUAGUACUGAUUCUAUUUUCUUUUGUAAAUAUUUUUAUUUGGGCUGGCAGAAAUUGCAUCCUCAAGUAAAACCAACACUUCAGACUGCUCCAAUAAUUUCUUCCUCUGGCGCAAUUGCACAAAAUGUACAAACAGGUCAGAUUAGUAUGGCAAGCAAGACCCCUGAAUUAAAUAGUAAUAUUCAGCCUCCCAUUCUUAAUGCGAAUGAAAUAUCAGACCAAAGUGACUUGAAAGAUAUAGAAAUACCAACAAAACCAAGUUCACCUAAACCUGUUACUAAUACAACUCUAACUGGUGAAUCUGCUUCCAUGCAUAUAGACUCUGCUCCUAGUCAGGGUGAUACUGUUAAUGAAAAUCCGAAUGUGAAUGCAGAUAAUGUAAGCUUACUAAGUAAGACUACCACUAAUCCAAAAAAUAAUGUGACAAUUGAAAUUCAACCUGCCAAAGUUGAUAUAGGAAAUUCAAAAUUGGCUGAAGAAACUGGGGAAGAAAAUUUAGAAGUUGGUAAUGACCCUGAUGGAGAUGAUGAAGAAAAUGAUGAUGGUGAUGUAGUUGAAAAUCCUAUCAGUAACACAAAAGAUAUUCGCUUUGGGGCAGAUUUCUCACAAAAAGAGUUUUACUCUCCCGAUUUAACUCCCGAGGAUGACCACUUCUUUCCCUUUUUCUUGACUGCAAUAAUCCUAGUGAUCGUGCUGUAUAUUCUGUACCACAACAAAGGCAAAGUCACGAAAGUUUUCCUUGGGCUUAUAGUGGAAGGCCGACAAAAUGGACGACGUCGCAACAGCAGGGGUCACGCAUAUCGACGACUCGACACACUCGAACAAGCCAUGAGCGGAAACUUAGCUGCACAACCAAGCAAAAUUAUAUACUGAAAUUAAAAAUACAUAUGUAAUAGGUAAAGAAAUCUCUAACUUGCUUGUGGUAUUGACAAGGGACUUGGGCGUGAUAUCACAGAAGUGAACAAUCAAUAACAACGCUACAUUUUUUUGAUGAAACGUAAUGCGAUUGGUCAAUUUACGUCAUUACGUCAACGUCAGCGCUCGUUUCUGUGAGAACGAAUUAAGUUAUUUGACUGUUUUAUAUUCCUUAUUAUUUUCUUGUAAAUAUAACUGCGAUGUUAGUUUAUUUAAAGAAUCGUCAAAAGCUAUUAAAUCGAAGAAUUAGUGAUGUAGGAAUCAUCGCCUUUAUAGAGAAUACUUGGCAGCCACUCAAUGACAUACUAGCUUGCCCAAACAAAAUUCGUAUGUACGUACCUAGCUCAUAAGAAGUGCAUCGCUUGUUAUUAUAGGUUGUUAGAUGUUAUUGUACCUGUAAUAUAUAUAU
Molecule: messenger RNA, 1906 nt
Organism: Amyelois transitella
Lineage: Eukaryota; Metazoa; Arthropoda; Insecta; Lepidoptera; Pyralidae
Exons: 4
Coding region: 148-1455 (435 amino acids)
Source: RefSeq, a predicted model, not a curated record